Hibiscus syriacus is the source of this 4156-nucleotide messenger RNA. Its product is annotated as structural maintenance of chromosomes protein 1-like. Gene Ontology annotation, biological process: sister chromatid cohesion. Gene Ontology annotation, molecular function: ATP binding; ATP hydrolysis activity; protein binding. The record is from RefSeq and is a predicted model, not a curated record. The transcript has 18 exons. Bases 256 to 3909 code for a protein of 1217 amino acids. Lineage: Eukaryota; Viridiplantae; Streptophyta; Magnoliopsida; Malvales; Malvaceae. Gene Ontology annotation, cellular component: cohesin complex; nucleus; chromosome.
CCAUUUUUGUAGUCUCAGUAUCCUCAAACCCCAAUACCGCUCUAGAAUCCCCCAAAUUUCUCUACUCCCGCCACUUCUCUUCCCACUGAAUCCCUAAAACUUCCCAUGUUCACCAACUUUCCCGGAAAAUUACAUCACGUUUCCCCCAUUCCAAACAAAACCUACACCAUUUUUAUCAUUCUACCCUGAUUCAUCAGAACCCUAACAUCACUGGUCCAAAUUCAGAAAACUCCAAACCGAAAAAAGUGAAAAACCAUGCCAUCGUUGACUUCUCCAGGAAAAAUACUUCGACUAGAGCUUAAUAACUUCAAGUCCUACAAGGGGCUUCAAACUAUAGGUCCCUUCUCUGACUUCACUGCCAUUAUUGGACCGAAUGGGGCCGGCAAGUCGAAUCUCAUGGACGCAAUAAGCUUUGUUCUCGGAGUCCGAACUGGUCAGCUACGUGGAACCCAACUCAGAGACUUAAUCUAUGCUUUCGACGACCGUGAGAAGGAGCAAAGUGGCCGACGUGCAUUUGUGCGAUUAGUUUACCAACUUGCCGGUGGUUCCGAACUCCGUUUCACCCGUACCAUCCUCCCUACUGGCGGUAGCGAGUAUCAAAUCGAUGGCAGUAAUGUCAACUGGGAUGAGUACAAUGGAAAGCUAAGAUCACUUGGUAUUCUCGUUAAGGCCCGAAAUUUUCUUGUUUUUCAGGGUGAUGUCGAGUCCAUUGCUUCAAAAAAUCCCAAAGAACUUACGGGGCUGCUCGAACAGAUUUCGGGUUCUGAAGAACUUAAGAGGGAUUAUGAGACUUUGGAAGAGCAAAAAGCUAGGGCUGAAGAAAAAUCAGCGCUUAUUUAUCAGAGGAAGAGGACAAUCGUGAUGGAGAGAAAACAAAAGAAAGAACAGAAGGAAGAAGCUGAGAGGCACUUCCGCUUGCAAGAUGAGCUGAAAUCUUUGAAAAAAGAGCAUUAUUUAUGGCAAUUGCAUAACAUAGAGAAGGACAUUGACAAAUUUGCCGAUGACCUCGACUCUGAAAAGAAGAAUCGCGAGGAUAUAAUGCACGAGCUAGAACAUUAUGAAGCUGAAGCACUCAAAAAGAAGAAGGAACAGGCUAAGUACCUAAAGGAGAUUGCUCAGUGUGAAAAAAAGAUUUCCGAGAGAAGAAUUAGACUUGAUAAAAGUCAACCAGAGCUUAUGAAAUUAAAUGAAGAAAAGUCUCGCAUAAAUUCAAAAAUCAAGAGUAAUAGAAAGGAGCUUGAAAGAAAAAAGGAAGAAAAGAGGAAACAUGGUGAUGAUAUAAAAGAAUUACAGAGAGGCAUACAAGAUUUGACUGCGAAGUUGGAAGACUUAAAUGAAAAAAGUCGUGAUGGUACUGGGAAGCUCCCUUUGCUUGACAGUCAACUUACUGAGUAUUUCCAAAUUAAGGAGGAUGCUGGGAUGAAAACUGCCAAGUUAAGAGAUGAGAAGGAGCUUCUGGAUAGGCAGCAACAUACUGAUAUUGAAGCUCAAAAGAAUUUGGAAGAAAAUCUCCAACAGUUGAGUAAUAGGGAGCAUGAGCUGGAAGCACAGGAGGACCAAAUGCGAGCUAGACUGAAGAAGAUUCUUGAUACCUCUGCUAAACAGAAGGGUGAGCUUGCAGAUCUUAAAAAGGAACUGCGAGAAAUGCAAGAUAAACACCAGAAGUCCAGAUCCAAGCACGAGAACUUGAAGUCGAAAAUUGCUGAAAUAGAAAAUCAGUUACGUGAACUGAAAGCUGAUCGAUAUGAAAAUGAGAGGGAUACUAGAUUGUCUCAAGCUGUUGAGACUCUGAAACGCCUGUUUCAAGGUGUUCAUGGUCGCAUGACUGAUCUUUGUAGGCCAACUCAGAAAAAGUACAAUCUUGCUGUCACUGUUGCCAUGGGAAGAUUUAUGGAUGCUGUUGUUGUGGAGGAUGAAAAUACUGGAAAGGAAUGUAUUAAGUAUUUGAAAGAGCAAAGGCUUCCUCCUCAGACUUUCAUCCCACUUCAGUCGGUACGUGUGAAGCCAAUCAUUGAAAGGUUACGCACUUUAGGUGGCACAGCAAAGCUGAUCUAUGAUGUGAUCCAAUUUGAUCCUGCUUUGGAGAAGGCAGUUCUUUUUGCUGUUGGCAAUACUCUAGUUUGUGAUGACCUUGAAGAAGCUAAGGGUCUUAGCUGGACUGGAGAGAGGUUUAAAGUUGUAACUGUUGAUGGGAUUCUGCUCUCGAAGUCUGGUACAAUGACUGGUGGUACAAGUGGUGGAAUGGAAGCCAGGUCAAACAAGUGGGAUGAUAAGAAAAUUGAAGGUCUGAAAAAGAAAAAGGAGCAGUUUGAAGCUGAGUUGGAAGAACUUGGAUCAAUUAGAGAAAUGCAGCUAAAGGAGUCUGAAACAUCUGGGAGAAUUAGUGGACUUGAAAAGAAAAUCCAGUAUGCUGAUAUUGAGAAGAAAAGUAUAGAAGACAAGCUUAAAAGCUUGAAGCAGGAGAAGAAAAAUAUUAAGGAUAGGAUUGGACAUAUAACUCCUGAGGUUCAAAAGUUGAAGGAUGUGACUGAUAAGAGGAACAAAGACAUCACGAAGCUGGAGAAGAGGAUUAAUGAAAUUGUUGAUCGACUGUUCAAAAAUUUUAGUCAGUCUGUAGGGGUGGCAAACAUCCGUGAGUAUGAAGAAAAUCAGCUCAAGGCUGCCCAGACUAUGGCAGAAGAGAGGCUUAGCUUGAGUAAUCAACUUGCAAAGUUGAAGUAUCAGUUGGAGUAUGAGCGUAAGCGAGAUGUAGAAUCAAGAAUUAAGAAGCUGGAAUCUUCUAUCAGUUCCUUGGAAAAUGAUUUAAAAGUGGUUCACAAAAAAGAGGCUGAGGUUAAGCUGGCAACAGAAAAGGCUUCUGAAGACAUCCACCGAUGGAAGGAAGAAAUGAAAGAGUGGAAAUCUAAGUCAGAAGAGUGUGAAAAAGAAAUUCAAAAAUGGAAGAAGCAGGCUUCUGAAGCCACAACAUCCAUAUCCAAACUUAAUCGCCAAAUAAAUUCUAAGGAGACUCAGAUUAAUCAACUGGAUGAACGGAAGGCGGACAUUAUUGAAAAGUGUGACUUAGAGCACAUUGAGCUUCCUAUCCUUGCAGAUCCAAUGGAAACUGAAUCUUCAAAUGGGAAGGAGUACGAUUUUAGUCAGUUAAAUCGAUCUCUUCUGCAGGAUCGAAGGCCUUCUGACAGGGACAAGAUUGAGGCAGACUUUAAACAAAAAAUUGAUGCUCUAGUGUCGGAAAUUGAAAGAACUGCUCCUAAUUUGAAGGCUCUUGAUCAAUACAAGACUCUGCAAGAGAAGGAAAGAGAUGUAACUGAAGAAUUUGAAUUAGCCAGAAAAGAGGAGAAGCAAGUAGCUGAUGCUUACAAUUCAGUUAAGCAGAGGAGAUAUGAGUUGUUCAUGGAAGCUUUCAACCACAUUUCUAGCAAUAUCGAUAGGAUCUACAAACAGCUAACAAAGAGUGGUACACAUCCAUUGGGUGGGACAGCAUAUUUGAACUUAGAAAACGAGGAUGAUCCUUUUUUACAUGGUAUCAAAUACACAGCUAUGCCACCAACAAAGCGUUUCAGGGAUAUGGAACAACUAUCUGGUGGAGAAAAAACUGUUGCAGCACUUGCACUUCUCUUCUCCAUCCACAGCUACCGGCCUUCACCCUUUUUCAUUUUGGAUGAAGUGGAUGCUGCAUUGGAUAACCUAAACGUUGCAAAAGUAGCAGGAUUCAUCCGUUCGAAAUCAUGUGAUGGUGCAAGGGCGAGCCAGGACACUGAAGGCAGCAGUGGUUUCCAAAGUAUCGUGAUAUCACUUAAAGAUAGCUUUUACGACAAGGCUGAGGCUUUGGUCGGGGUUUAUCGGGAUUCAGAUAUGGGCUGCUCGAGAACAUUGACGUUUGACUUGACGAAAUACCGGGAGGCAUGAAGGAAAAUGCAGGUUGCAGGGCUUGUUAAUUAUUUGUACAAUGUUGAAAAUACUUGUAUAUACUGUGUGAUUGCUUUGCACAACAAAUGCUACGCAGUUAAAUCUUUGAUGUUUUUGUAUCUGAACAAAAAUGCUUGGGCAGUAAGUUAGUGACUGAAGGCUUUUGUACCUCUUUCCAUUGUAGCCAACACAAUUAUAUUAGUAAUCAAUCCAGCUAGGUCUAGGAGUUUAGCAACCCUUCUUAAAA